AUGGAUUCUUGGGAUGACGAUGAAUUUGAAGUGCCGCCAGUCACGCAGCCGCAAAUAAGUCCAGCCACAUGGGAGGAUGAAGAGGCAGAAGACGAGCCAGUACCUGCUGUUAAACCAGACCUUCCUGCUGCCACGAAGGCUCUUCCGAAGCCUAAGCAGCUCAAGAAAAUGAAGCUGAAGGAGAUCGAGGAGAAGCAAAAGAUGGACAUCGCCUUUGCCAAGGCGCGUCUUGCAGCACAGACCGAUGAGACGGAUGAACAGCGUCGGGCUCGUGAAAAGGCUUCAAUUGAGGAGGCAGACUUUGAGAUGGCUAUCGAUGCCUUCGCUGGCGUCCCGUCCAAGCCGACAGCUGGUGUCACUAACGAUGUGGACGCCAACGUAUCGGCUUUUCGGCUGCUUUCGCUUGCCGAUCACGAACAAUUUGGUGAUGUUGUGUCCACUCGGUUGGCAGCCUCUAACUCCAAGUAUGCACUCGAGUGCAUCAAAGUGAUCCUUACGAAGGCUUCUGUAAAUUUGACAGCUGACGACAUGAAGGAGAUUACGACUGUUGUGAAUGUCGUCAAGAAUGAGAAGAUUGCGGCAGCUAAGCCUAAAGGAAAAAAGAAGAAGCAGACUGGCAAGCAAGGGUACGCCAACGUUGAACGCGGUGUUGGUAGCAGUGGGGGCAAGGCCUUUGCCGGCUACGAAGACACUUAUGACGACUACGAUGACUUUAUGUAG
Messenger RNA from Peronospora matthiolae, 720 nucleotides. Lineage: Eukaryota; Oomycota; Peronosporomycetes; Peronosporales; Peronosporaceae. The record is from the annotation of a GenBank genome assembly.